AGACAUGUUGCGGUUCAGUUCCAUGUGACACAUCUCCUAACAGAGCAUAUGCUAUAUUUACGGGAAAGGAUAUACACAUAGACAAGAAACAGUGGCUGUGAAGACUGGAAUACUGUCUUGGAGUCUUGUCUCGUUUAAUUUCAGUGCAUUUUCUGGUUCAGGGUGACGUAAGUUUUCAGACAAUUGAAAGUGAAAGCAAAGUGUAGAGCAACUGCAACUACCAGACAAAUGGCAUCCAAGUCCUUUUCAGAAGAGGAUUUCUCCUGUCCUGUGUGCUACAAUAUCUACAAGGAUCCUGUUAUUCUGACCUGUACUCACAGCAUCUGUAACACCUGCCUGCAGAAGUUCUGGGAAACCAAAGGGUCCAGGGAAUGUCCAGUCUGCAGGACAAGGUGCUCAAAGGAGGAGUAUCCUCUCAACCUGGUUCUAAAGAACUUGUGUGAAACUUUCCAACAGAGAGAGGAAAACAGUCAGAGAGAACCAUUCUGCAGUCUGCACCGUUCUGAACUCAAGCUUUUCUGUGAAGAUGACAAACAGCUUGUGUGUUUGGUGUGUCGAGACUCAAAACUCCACAAGAAUCACAACUUUAGUCCUAUCGGGGAAGCAGCACUUGAGCGUAAGGAAGAACUGAAGAUCAAACUGGAGCCCUUAAAGAAGAAGCUGGACAACUUUAAACAAGUUAAAACAAGCAGUCAUAAGACUGCCCAACACAUAAGAGUCCAGGCCCAACACACAGAAAGGCAGAUCAAGAAAAAGUUUAAGAAGCUUCACCAGUUUCUACAAGAUGAAGAGGCAGCCAGGUUAGCUGCACUGAGGGAGGAAGAGGAGCUGAAGAGUCAGUUGAUGCACCCACGUCUCUACCUGUCUGAGGAUCUGACCAGUGUGAGACUCCUUGAUGGGUGGCAGCAGCUUCCUGAUAACCUAGAGAGAUUGGCUAUGAGUCUCUGGGUCGUGGGCUCUGAGAGCUUUAACUCAGGGACACACUGUUGGGAUGUGGAGGUUGGGGACAGUGAUUACUGGAUCCUGGGAGUGAAGACAGAGUCUAGUCAGAAGAAGGGAGUGCAUUUCUCCGGUGGAAAUUGGGGUGUGGUUUGUUAUUUUGAUGAAUAUAAAGCACGCUCUUCAUCCCACCCAGACAUUCUCCUCACAGUGGAGGAGGAACCCCAGAUGAUCAGAGUGCAGCUGGACUGGGACAGAGGAGAGCUAUCAUUCACUGACCCUGAUAAUAACACACACCUACACACUUUCACACACACUUUCACUGAGAGAGUCUUUCCAUACUUUAUCACUGACUCAUAUCUGAGAAUCUUACCAGUGAAGGCUGCAGUAACAGUAGAGCAGCUCAGUUAGAGUUCAGACACCUGCUGCAGUUCAUCUCCUGCAGGAGGGAAACACUGAACACUGAUGAUCAGGCAACAUUUUUAUUUUUGCAAUUUGUUCUGGCAGCACAACACAAUUUAUUCACAUAGAAAAAUGCAUUGGUGAUAUACAUGCCAAUGAUUCAUCUGAAGUUGUGGUGGUUAUUAUAUUUAAUAGUUAUUGUAUUUUCAUGGGGAAUGCAAGAAGUAAUCUGGUCAAUUCAGCACUUAAUUCUGAUGAUUGGUUAUGGAGGAGAUGGGACAGGAAUUUCUACUUAUUUAUCCUUUUCAUGAAAUUACUAGUUUUCAGAAACUCUAUUAUGAUGGGCACCUGUUGCCCAAUAACCUGAUAUCUUCAUAACUGAAGAUUAGUUUAUAAUUAUGAUUGUCUCAAAGAUUAUGUUUCAGAUCAAAAUAAAUUAUUAGAUUAUGACAUAGGUCCUGUUCUCAUUACAUAAAUUAAUUCAUAAUCGGUGCCAUGUUAAUUAUAUCUGCAAUCUAGAAUAAGCCAUAAUCGGUGCCAUGUUAAUUAUAUCUGCAAUCUAGAAUAUUCCAUAACUGUCUAAUGAAAGCUGGUGACAUAGGCAUCGUCCUCUACACACACUCACCAUUCCACACCUCCCAGUUUCUGAUCACUGACUCCACCCACAUCAUCACACACCUGAAAGCCAUUAUGGACUCAGGAAGUCACUGAAUAAGUACCUGUGUCACCUGUUAUGAUAUCACUAUUCAAGUCUACUUCCUGGCUGAGCAUCACUGGUAAUCUUGAUACUCACCUGUGUCUGCCUCUCCCUUUACUGAUUUGAACUGAGCCUUUUGAUGGACCUGUUUUCCUGUGUACUGGUCUCCUGCCUUAUUGCCUUUCAUGAGUGUGCACCAUUGUAAAGAA
Clupea harengus (Atlantic herring) is the source of this 2247-nucleotide messenger RNA. Its product is annotated as nuclear factor 7, brain-like. NCBI's taxonomy places the organism in Eukaryota, Metazoa, Chordata, Actinopteri, Clupeiformes, Clupeidae. The transcript is spliced from 4 exons. Bases 229 to 1350 code for a protein of 373 amino acids. Gene Ontology annotation, molecular function: zinc ion binding; protein binding. The record is from RefSeq and is a predicted model, not a curated record.